AUCAUCCCUGCCACUAGCACGCCCUUCUUCCCCGACCACGCUCACAAGUCGCGACCACCACGAACCUCCACCACGUACUGCUCCAUAUCCACCUCUACCUCUAGCUCUUACCCAUUUCCUUUCCUUCCCCACGCUCUCAGCAAUCCAAGCUACCUAGCUAAGGGUAGCGAGGAGGAUGCCGAGGCCAUGGAGGCAGGUGCUGGCGUCGGCGACCAAGUGCUGGAGCGCGGAGGAGGACGAGGAGGCCGCGGACGCCCGGAACUACCGCCCGCCCAACUCCGAGUUCUCGCGCCGGCUCGCCUCCUUCCGGCGCCUAUCCGCCAUGGCCAACAGCCCCGCCACGCCCACGGACGGCAAGGAUGACGAGGACAACGCCGACGGUGCGGGGGAGAUGGGGGCGGUCCCCAUGCGGCAGCUGCACUCCUUCAGCCUCAGCGAGCUUCGUGGCGUCACGCACGACUUCUCCAGCGGCUACCUCCUCGGGGAGGGCGGGUUCGGCGCCGUCCACAAGGGUUUCGUCGACGCCGGCAUGCGGCCCGGCCUCGAGCCCCAGCCCGUCGCCGUCAAGCAGCUCAACAUCGCCGGCCACCAAGGCCACAGGGAGUGGCUGGCCGAGGUGAUCUUCCUUGGGCAGUUCCGGCAUGAGCACCUGUUGAAGCUACUUGGGUACUGCUGCGAGGACGAGGAGCGCCUCCUCGUCUACGAGUUCAUGCCACGCGGCAGCCUCGACAACCACCUCUUUAAAAGGAUAUCCGCGACGCUGCCAUGGGGCACCAGGCUCAAGGUCGCCAUCGGCGCCGCCAAGGGUGUUGCCUUCCUCCAUGGCGGCAAGCAGCCCGUCAUCUACCGAGACUUGAAGGCGUCCAACAUCCUUCUCGACUCGGAUUUCACGGCGAAGCUGUCAGACUUUGGACUGGCAAAGUUGGGCCCUGAGGGGGAGGAGACACACGUGAGCACCCGCGUGAUGGGCACCCACGGCUACGCGGCACCCGAGUACGUGCAGACGGGCCACCUAACGGUGAAGAGCGACGUGUACAGCUUCGGCGUGGUGUUGCUGGAGCUCCUAACAGGCCGCCGGGCAAUGGAGCACGUCCCUGGCCGCACUGCACGCGCUGAGCAGACCAUCAAGCUCGUGGAGUGGACCCGGCCCUACCUCGCUAGCAGCCGCCGCCUGCGCUGCAUCAUGGACCAAAAGCUCUCGGGCCACUACUCCGUCAAGGGCGCCCGCGCCAUGGCGCACCUGGCAGUGCGUUGCACGAACCCACAGCCCCGGGACAGGCCAAGCAUGGCUGUUGUGGUGGAGGAGCUCGAGCAGCUGGAGGGGCUCAAGGACAUGGCUGUCAGCAUGGGCCUCUUUUGGCCCACGGCUCCCGCUGCCGGGAGAAACGCACUCUCCGCCAAAUUUCGGGCCGAGAUGAAGGGCGCCGGCACCGGCGCCGUCCCGCGGCGGAGAACCGCGUCUGCCAACCUGUCGUGAUCUGCUUGCCACGUACGCAUUGUAUGUGCGCCUGUUGUGUGUGUGUGUAUAUAGAAAUUAUUCUAACCGCACGGACAUUCACAGGGCUUUAUGGAGUUUUCUUCUCUGCCCCCCUCCCUGCCGAUUUUCAGCCGGGUUUGGGGCCCUCCACCUAAUUUGAUUCAACCAAAAUUUCUAGCUA
Molecule: messenger RNA, 1658 nt
Organism: Aegilops tauschii subsp. strangulata
Lineage: Eukaryota; Viridiplantae; Streptophyta; Magnoliopsida; Poales; Poaceae
Product: probable serine/threonine-protein kinase PBL15
Biological process (GO): protein phosphorylation
Molecular function (GO): ATP binding; protein kinase activity
Source: RefSeq, a predicted model, not a curated record